This is a messenger RNA of Euleptes europaea (tarantolino), 2085 nucleotides long. RefSeq names its product sodium channel and clathrin linker 1 (gene SCLT1). The record is from RefSeq and is a predicted model, not a curated record. The coding region runs from base 22 to 2076 and encodes 684 amino acids. The transcript is spliced from 21 exons. Gene Ontology annotation, cellular component: centriole. NCBI's taxonomy places the organism in Eukaryota, Metazoa, Chordata, Lepidosauria, Squamata, Sphaerodactylidae. Gene Ontology annotation, biological process: cilium assembly; clustering of voltage-gated sodium channels.
CCUGGUAGCUAAAAUUAUCAAAUGGCAACAGAACCUUCGAGAGAUCAAAAUCAGAACCCAAAUGCAAUGCUCAGACAGUAUCAAACAGAGAAUUUUCCAAGAACUGCUGCUGUACAGAAAAAAACCUUUGGAGCUGAUCAUUCAAUGGAGUCCUGGCUGACAGACCAAAGCAUAUUAUCCCCUCUGCUUAUUGAAUAUGAUAAACAUUUAGAAGAAAUGAGUGAACAACUGCGUUUCUGUCAGGGACAGAUGGGCGAAAUGAGAUUAAAACUUGGACAAGUCACCAGGGAAAAUGAAAGGUUGCAUGAAGAACUAAAAGAGCUCGUUGAAAAGCAGUUAGAGGCUUUGCCAUCUGGUUCUCCUUCAAAAGAUGUUACUUUUAUGGAUGAAAACUUAGUAGGAAACCUUCAAGAACAGUUGCAGCUUGCAAAUAAAGAAAAGGAGCAGGCGUUAGAACUUUGGCACACAGCGUCACAGGAAUUGGAGCGACUUCAGCAGAUGUUCCAUAAACAAAUGACAGAAGCCCAAAUCCAUAUUGCUGAAAGCCAGAAACAAAAAGGUCAACUGACAAGCUUUCAGCAACUAACAAAGCAACUGCAUUUAGCCAAUGAAAAAACAGAGUCAAUUAAUCAACUGUUUCUAAAGACUGUAAAGGAGCAGAAUGUAGAACUGGAACAGCAGCGUAAGCAACUGAGGCAAUACAAAUUUGACCUGAGAACUGCUGUUGCAAAAGUUGAUGAAAUGACCAGGCUGAUUGAGGAUUUUCAGAACCAAAUGGACAAAAAGGAAGAAGAUGUGCGAGCUGCUCAAGAAAGAGAGGAAGCAUCAGAUAAACGUUUGCAGCAAUUACAGUCUAGCAUAAAACAACUGGAAACAAGGUUAUGUGUAAUUACCAAAGAUUCUCAAGAGCUAAGAACAGAAAGAACAAACCUAAAAAAGGAAAUCACAGAGCUACAAAUGAGAUGUGCUGAUCUAGAGAAGGAAAAAUAUGACGGUGUAAUUAAGAUCCGUGAAAGCAUGCAGCUCUUAGAAGAAGCCAAUUUGCAAAAGAGUCAGGCAAUGGUAGGUGAGAAACAAAAAGAAGAGGAAAUUGCCAACAUGAAGGAAGCAAUUCCUCAACUGUGGCAAGAUGCUGCUUCAAGAACUAGAAAGGAAGUAGAAAAUGAAAGGAAACGAUGCAAUCUACAAAUUUCUCGAUUAACUGAAGAAAUUACAGCACUUCAAAUGGAAUGUGGAGAUAAGCAGGCCCAAAUUGAGCGGGCUGUUAGAGAAAAGCGAGCCAUAGAGGAAGAACUUGAGAAGAUAUAUCGUGAAGGCAGAGGAAAUGAAGGGGAUUAUAGAAAACUAGAAGAACUUCACCAAAGAUGCCUGACGGCUGAACGUGCAAAAGAUGAUCUUCAACUAAGUCUGCAAACAGCACAAAACAAAAUUAGGCAACUGGAAAUGAAUCAUGAAGAAGAGCUAGGUCGUUGCCAGGAAAUGAUUCGAAAGUUGCAAGGUAUUUUGGAUUCUGAAAGGGAGAACUGUGGCUCAGUCAGUGAAGAAAGGUUAAAACUCCAGCAAGAAAAUGAACGAGUACAAAAAGAAAUCGAGGACUUGAGAAAGCUGGUGAUGGAAGCACAGCAGACUGCAAAAUUAAAGAUCAGCACAAUGGAGAAUGAGCUUUUAAUAAAAGAACACGGGUAUGAAAUUCAACUGAAAGAGAUGGAAGAUGUGAAUCAAAACUCCACUGCUGAGCUGAGACGCCUGUUGAUAGCUCAACAAAAAGCAACAAACCGGUGGAAAGAGGAAACAAAGAAACUUACAGAAAAUACUGAAACCAGAAUAAAUAAUUUAAAAAGUGAGCUGAGUCGCCAGAAAAUUCACACACAGGAAUUACUGUGUCAGCUGGAAAGAGCACAUGAAAAGACCAUAGAGAAUGAAAAAUUAAUGAUGGAAUAUCAAGAAAAAGUCAACAGGCUUCAAAGACGGCUAAGCCAGGCAGAAGAGAGGGCAGCUACAGCAUCUCAACAGCUCAGUAAAGUUAACAUGCAGAGGAAAAAAGCUGUCUCCUUGAUAGAGUUGGAAAAUAUUUAAACAUGAUGC